Molecule: messenger RNA, 665 nt
Organism: Bombus impatiens (common eastern bumble bee)
Lineage: Eukaryota; Metazoa; Arthropoda; Insecta; Hymenoptera; Apidae
Product: hypertrehalosaemic prohormone
Exons: 3
Coding region: 155-412 (85 amino acids)
Cellular component (GO): extracellular region
Molecular function (GO): hormone activity
Source: RefSeq, a predicted model, not a curated record
GGGUUGCUGAGAACCUAUAAAAAGGUCCUCAGCCUGGUUAUCCUCUCGCAGUCGUGUUCACUUCCGGCGGACACACGAUCUCGAGGACCAGAAACGAGCAGCACGAUCUUCUCGAAUCGCGUUGGUCGCUUUAAACGCGAUUCCCACUGACGACAUGCAUCGUAAAGUUCGACUCGAGUUUCUCGUUUUCUCUAUAAUAUUGCUAUUAUGCUUGAUCCUGAAUUCUGGAGCCGAAGCUCAGCUAAACUUUUCGACCGGUUGGGGAAAGAGAAGCCAGAGACUCGAAUGGAGUGCCGUUAGACCCGAGUGCCCUUCGCAGGCUAGACCUUCGCUCGAACAGCUGCUGAACGUUUACCAUUUGAUACAGAUGGAAGCGCGAAAAAUGUUGGAGUGUCGGAAGCCGAACGAGUGAAUUCGGCAGUGGAUCUGAUCUGACGUUAGAGGAAACACCAUAGGCUAAACAUUGGACCGUUCGAGGGAGCCGUUCGAACCGUAUACCUUCAACGAUUUGCAACUUGUUUGGAAGCACUGGACUCUGAAACGAAGUAUCCGGAUCUAUCGAACAAAGCUUGCUUCGAUACGGUUUUCGUGCGAACGAGCCCGCUCGAACGUGCCUUGUAAAAUCACCGAUACGAACGAUAAUACAAACAAUGAGUAGUAAAGGA